UUAAGGGAAAUCAGGAGCGUACAGUUCUGGAGGAUCGUUUCAUUAAUUUUAAAAUGCCUUUGGCUGCUGUUCAAUCAAGUUGUUCAAUUCAGAAAACUCAAAUACAGCCUUUCAUAGGGAUAGACUAUUGUCAGUUAGAAACUACAUGUCAAAUUAAUGGGCUCCAAAACAAACACAACCCCCACACAACAGAUGAGGCUCAUGAUUUGUUCAUGAAUGCCUAUCCUAACAUUUUUCUCCAACCUAAAAUGAAACUGCCGAGGAUCCCUGUCGUGGAAAAGAAAAAAGUAAUAUCAAAAGGAAAUCGUGAUGUAACUGAAGAAGAUUCCCAUGACAUCCGCAUUCACCUGGAAAAGCUACAGAGGAGGCGAAAGGCGGUGGACCUUGCCUUUGUGUACAGAAACCAGAUCAGCUGCCUCUUAAAGAUACUCAAAAAGAUUCCUGCUGAGAGAACCCAGACUGAGCAACAAGAUGUCUACAAAGUACUGAAAGUCUUCCCUGAUAUCGCUUCUCAGAUUUCCAAUAGGGAGAUGAAACAAGUGAGCAAGAUUGUAACACUGGAAUCCUGGGAGAAAAGACACACAAUAUUUGGCAAUAAUGGAUUCUAUGUAAUACUGAAAGGCUCUGUCAGGCCUGUGACGCUGCCAUACAAAAAACUGCUUGGAGAACCGUAUUUGGCUGGGCCUCAUUCUCCUUUGGUCUCCUCAUGUCAUAAAGUGCUCACUGUUGGAUGUUGCUUUGGAACUCUAGAAAAAAUACCAAAUUGUGAAUUAAACAGUAAGAGGCUGGCUGUUACUGCAGAGGAGGACUGUGAGCUUCUUAAGAUCUCCAACAGGGACUAUGCUAGAAUAAAAGCGGAAAUAGCUGCGCGGGAUCCAGCACAGAAUCAAGAGCUGAUUCUGCAUUGCCCAUUCUACCAACAAUGGCCUAGACUGUCCAUAAAUAAACUAGCAGCUCUGAUUGAGAUGAGAAAACUACCAGCUGGAUAUGUGCUGGUGAAGGAGGGUGAAGUCAGUCCCUUUGCAGGAUACAUCAAAUCUGGCCAAAGCAACAUUUUACGAGAUAUUGGGGCACUCGUGAAAAGGCCAUUGGGAAAAUUGGGUAUCCGGGUAAAGCAUGUCAUUAUAUGCAAGCUUAUAGAAAAGGAAUCAUUCGGGGAGGUGAGCAUUCUUCUCAACCAGCCUUCCACCUGCACCAUCGUCACAGAAACAGAAGUUGAAUUAGGAGUCAUCCUUCCUUCUGCUUUACAAAGUCUUGAUUCCGUGACACAGGCUCUUAUGCUUCAAACAGCACAACCAAAAUUUCAGGAGUUAACUCAGGAAGAAAUCAACAAGAAAUAUCUCAGUCAAGAAAAGCAAAAGGAGUGGGACUGUUUCAAGCAUACAGUCAUCUGGGAGGCCCUGCAUUACAACGGAAUCAGGCCAGGCAAUGGAAAAUGGGUCCAGCACUGGGGUAGAACAAAAUUACAAAGAGGAGGAAAUGUCUCUCCGUCUUCAACAGCAUAAAACCGUAUUGUGGGGAUUCUUAAAAGGGUGGGCCUGGCAUCAUUUAAUUACAAGCCAGCAUCUUGAACACCAUGGAUGAUUUCCCAUUACAAAUUAUAAGAAACCUCCCUUUUCCUGAAGCUUUACCCCAGACUGAACUUGCCGGAUCAUUCUUCUUGUGCCAUGACCUUCAAAAGCACGAUACAAGAAGAAAAUAAAUAAAUAAAUAAAUCACUCGUGAUUAUUUUCAAUUAGCUUGCCUCAAUGCAAUACUGAUGAUGCACGAGGAGGAAAUAUACACUUAGAAUUAACCAAUUUAUCACAAUAAAGAACACACCUCAAAUACUUGCAUGACAUUAAGUAUAUGUAAUAAAAUAACCCAUAUUUGAAUCAGAGGUGAUUAUUAAGGCUAGUGAAUUGAGGAAUCCUUUCAUGAUUAUAUUUUUUUAAAUCUCUUUCAACACAUAUUUCCCCAGCUCCCUUUAAUAUUUUAUUGAUUAAACCUCUUAACAGUUUUUAAGCAUUUGUCUCUGGAAGCAAAUGUGCAUUCUAGGACUUUUUUAAACUAAAAGUAUUGUCACAAAUGUUGGCAGCAUUUUAUUGAAGACCAGUGGUACUCCUUUGUAGAUCAGGCAAAUAACCCUUUGGGUUAUUACAUUAGAAACGUUUUGUGAAUUCCUUCAAUACGACUAUUUUGCUCUUUUUUGUUUGUACGUUUAGGACUUUAGUAAAAGGCUGUGUCAAUAUCAGCCAUCACUUAAGCCUUCAGGUGCCUUUCUAAAAUUACUUUUUGAUUUAAUCCCAGCUCUUAAGUGGAAAGUUCUUAACGUGUGGUGUGGUGUCUCGCUUACAGCUUGUUCAAAAUACUGCCGCUAGAAUUCUGACUACAACUAGGAAAAAUUAACACUUUACAUCUGUUUUAGCCUCCGUACACAGUAUAGAAUUGUUUUUAAGAUUUUGCUGUACACCUAUAAAGCCCACCUAGUUCACACCUAGCUGUUUGCAGGAGUUACUGACCCCGUGUCAUCCAAAUCACAAGAUGUAGGGCUACUGGUUAUUCCCGAGUCAACAACAUUAACACAGGGAAGCUGGGACUGGAACAGUUUUUAAAGUAAGAACUGAAAACAUACUUUUAUAAAACUGCUUUCUUAUCUUACUGGGUUUUAAUAUAAUUUUUAAAUUGCUGCUUUUUAAAAAUAUAUAUGUACUGUUAUU
This is a messenger RNA of Polyodon spathula (Mississippi paddlefish), 2699 nucleotides long. RefSeq names its product cyclic nucleotide binding domain containing 1 (gene cnbd1). Bases 54 to 1505 code for a protein of 483 amino acids. The record is from RefSeq and is a predicted model, not a curated record. Lineage: Eukaryota; Metazoa; Chordata; Actinopteri; Acipenseriformes; Polyodontidae. The transcript is spliced from 13 exons.